AUGUCAUCUUCUCACGGCCAAUCUCUGUGGGAGCCGGUGGUCACCUUCACCGUCCUUCUGCCCCCCAUUGAGCAAUACUCGAUGGCAGGGAAGGGCAGUGAAGGAGGCUACUGGGCUCUCCACGAUCCCAACACUUAUGCCAGCUGCAAGAAUCAGCAAGAGCGACAGAAAGCCGAGCAGUGCCUGGCUUGUGGCAACCCUUCCACCCGGAAGUACCGCUGCCACUGCAAGGCGGCCAGGUACUGCUCUGCCCAGUGCCUCGAGGCUGACGACCUCCAUGAGCGGCUCUGUGUGGGCCGUCAAGAUGCCAAGACCAAGCCUGCCUUCAGCCUUCCCUUGGAGAGUCGACCAUCUAACAACCACUUUCUCGCCGCGUUACUUCCUGUAGAUGGAUCCAACCCUAAGCCCAUCUGGAUCUCCCUUCAGAUGGAUCGCAAGACUGGCAAGAUGCGUUUUGCUACCGACGAGAUCACCAUUGCGAAGGCGGCUGCCAAGUCCGACGAUAGCUCCGACCCUGACAUCAUUCACGUCGGUCUGAACUCGAUCGCGACUCCCAUCCAGAAGAGCCUAGUUCACGGAGUUGACGCUAUCAAGUUCGGUUCGUACAAGAAUACUUCUCCCGGUAACCUCAAUAGCUGCAUUCAGAGCUUUGGCCAGCCUGGCUUCCUGGCCUGUUACUUCGGCGCUAUGGUGAUCUGGGCGUACGACCUCGAGACCAACGGAGCUUUCAAGUCGCCUCGCGACUUGGGCGUGCGCGACCUGCGUCAUGCUUUGGACUGCCACGUCCUCAAUUCUGUCAACCCGGCCGUCUCUCAGCCUAGUCGAUUCAUCUUCGAGGGUGGUGUCAUCCCGGCUCUCAAGAUCAAUGAUCUCUCGGAUCGUUGGUUGGAGGCUCUGGGCGUUACUCGCCAGAUCGAGAAGGUCCAUGUCCCCGCCUCUCACCAAUACUUCGAAGCCUUCCCCAUCGGCAAGCUAUUCCACCUCGGUCUUCGUUGGUAUGUUCGAACUGGAGUCCCCAUCGCGAUUGCUCCAACGGGGGAGCUCCAUGAGGACCAUGAGGAGAUCCUCCACCACUUCCGCCAGACCGUCCUUCUGGUUGCUUAG
This is a messenger RNA of Colletotrichum paranaense, 1104 nucleotides long. RefSeq lists its product as uncharacterized. The transcript has a single exon. Bases 1 to 1104 code for a protein of 367 amino acids. NCBI's taxonomy places the organism in Eukaryota, Fungi, Ascomycota, Sordariomycetes, Glomerellales, Glomerellaceae. The record is from RefSeq and is a predicted model, not a curated record.